AUGAAUUUUAAAAUAGAAGCUGAGAAUACUUUAAAUGAUGAUGAAAAUGCAUAUACAUGUUUUAAUUGCAAUAAUAAAACUUCUAAACAUAGGGAAAUUCAAUUCUUACUUGAACAUUUAAGCCUUCAAAAUGAUGCAUUUUCAUCAUCAAAUAAGCAGUUAAUGAUCAUAUAUAAACAGUUACAGAUACAAAUGAAUUAUUUGAUGAAUUUGAUAGGGAUCAUUUCAUAUAUUACAACAGAACCUUUCAAUAACUCAGAUCCUUACCCCUAUUUCAAAGAAAUACUCCCAACAAUAUCUACUACUUACUCUACUAAGAGUUGUGAAUCAAAUAUAGAUCUUGAACAUUAUAACUACAAUUAUAAAGAACUUUUAAAUAAUUGUAAAUUAUUGUGGUUUCAGACAUUUUAUAAUAUACUGGAAUUUUAUUUAGAAAAAGAGGAAUGUAUUUGUAAUAAAUUUAGAGCAAGUUUAAUACAAGAUGAAAUAAAACCUUUAUAUUUUGAAUUAAAUAUCAAAGUAGAAUCUUGUGAAGAAGUCAAUUCUGAUUUUGUUAUUAAUUUAAUCCAUAAUGAGAUCAUAAAAACUGCAGAUACUAUACAAAAUUCUAAUUAUAUUAAGGAGAUUCUUAGAAAUAUCCUUAAUUUUUUCUGUGAAGAUGAAAUUACACUUUGUAAUGUAAUUUUAUAUUCAGAUAAUAAUAAUAUUGUAAAGUACACAAAUCAUUAUUUUCAAAAUAAAGUUGAAUCACAGUCAGCCUUUAUAUUUGGAAUAUGUAAAAAAAAUAUGAUUUAUGGGAAUUCUUUGACUGAUUUUAAUCAUUCGAGAUAUAUAGAAUUCUCGAAAUCUAUUAUAUAUAAUAAAACAAAUCAAAGGUUUUUAAUUUGUAAUAAAUCCAAGGAGUUAUGUUGGUCAGAUAGAGUUAAUGAUAUAAAUCAACACCUAAUUGAAGAUUUUUUCUUUUUAUUUGCAUUGGAGAAUAGUAACAUAAAACUUUAUAAUUCAAUAAUAUUAUGCUUUAAUAGUAUAUUGUCAAGAUUAAUUAGUGGUUAUUUAGAAUUAUCAAAUGACUCUGAAAACUUUGAUAGAUCUAGUAUAUUUGAGUUUAAUAAUAUGAAAAUACCAUCCCCAUGUUCUAAAUUUCUAAAUAAAUUUAUAUCUAUUUUAAAUACAAUUUACCCAAUAAAUAACUACAAAUCCUAUUAUAAUCAAUACAAAAGAAAAUCUUCAUUUGAUAAUAAUACAGAAUAUAACUCAGAAAUUUUUCUUAAGAAUAUUGACACUUUUAAUAAUGAUAAAGAAAAGUAUCAAAAUGAAAUAUUAAAAAGACAAGAGACACUUAGUGAUUGUGACAUUGAUAAUAUGACAACUGUUUCAGAUUUUAUCUCUAGUUACAGUGCAGCUGAAGAUAAUAUUGAUUCUACAUAUACUUUUUUACUAGAAGACUUUUUCUUAAACAAUAAAUAUUCAGAAUUCCCAAAUAGUGAGUGGAUAAUUUUAGAUUAA
Molecule: messenger RNA, 1506 nt
Organism: Cryptosporidium muris RN66
Lineage: Eukaryota; Apicomplexa; Conoidasida; Eucoccidiorida; Cryptosporidiidae
Exons: 1
Coding region: 1-1506 (501 amino acids)
Source: RefSeq, a predicted model, not a curated record